This is a messenger RNA of Selaginella moellendorffii, 1587 nucleotides long. Its product is annotated as glycosyltransferase family 64 protein C4-like. Gene Ontology annotation, cellular component: membrane. The transcript is spliced from 6 exons. The record is from RefSeq and is a predicted model, not a curated record. Lineage: Eukaryota; Viridiplantae; Streptophyta; Lycopodiopsida; Selaginellales; Selaginellaceae. Gene Ontology annotation, molecular function: glycosyltransferase activity. Bases 382 to 1428 code for a protein of 348 amino acids.
GCUAUUUGGCCGAUAAGCACAAACCCCAGGUGGAUUUUUCUCGCGAUUUUGUGUCGCCAUCGCCAGAUCGCCAUCGGCUGCUCGAUUGUGCGUCUGACGAAUUGGAGCGAGAGUCCCAGUGGAGGAGCUGCUGUUUGUCAGUUUCCCGGGGAUCAGUGCUUUUCCUCUCUUUCGCGAUGAAUGCGACCGCGGUGAGGUCAUUGAGUUUUUGAUCCACUGCUCUUUCGUACAAGGAAGUCUAAUGUGACUUGUCGCCACUGGCUGGCUCAGUGGCACACUCCUCUGGCCAGUCUGUAUGGGACGGAGUUUUUGUUUUGCUCCACCACCACCGUCGCCACCACCAUCGCCGCCACCUCCGCCAUUGCCGCCAGUGGCAGCAGGAUGAGUUCCUUGGUGGCGAGAGAUCACAAGGUGCUGGUGAAAGCUGGAAGACCAUCUUCCUCCUCUUCUCGUUGCUGGAGAUCCCCUCUCGCCUGGUUCUACCGCAUUUCCUCUUGGAGAUCCAGGCUUCUUCUCGGGAUCUCGAUGCUGAUUUUUAUCUUCUUGGUUUCGGCAGCGAUUGUGAGAUGGAACCAAGACGAGGCGAAUUUUCUUCUCGUCUCGAGGCACCAUCGCUACACGGUUCUCGUCAACACAUGGAAGCGCUACGAUCUCUUGCGAAAGUCCGUGGCCCACUACGCAUCGUGCCGCGGUGUCGAUGCGAUCCGGGUGGUGUGGAGCGAGAGCGAGCCGCCCUCGGAGUCGCUGCUGGCGGCGCUGGAAAAAUCCAUCCGCGCCGCCGAGAACAACCCCGAGCUGGAGCUCCGUAUUGACAUCAACGACGAGGACAACCUCAACAACAGAUUCAAGCCGCUCGACGGCGUCACCACCGACGGGAUCUUCUCCAUCGACGACGACGUUCUGGUCCCUUGCACGACUCUGGAGUUUUCUUUCCGGGUGUGGCUGAGCGCUCCUGAUAGCAUGGUCGGUUUCGUGCCACGGAUGCACUGGGCACGAUUGAAGAACAACUGGAAGCAAAUCUCGCCAACUUUCCGGCCGGAGCAGCCGACUUUUACGUAUGGAGGCUGGUGGUCCGUUUGGUGGAUGGGGACCUACAGCAUGGUUCUUACGAAAGCGGCAUUUCUCCAUCACAAGUAUCUCGAGUACUACACGCUCCAAAUGCCCGCUUCCAUACGGGAGUAUGUCGCAAACCAGAGGAACUGCGAGGACAUUGCCAUGUCUUUCAUGGUCGCGAACUUGACAAACGCUCCUCCGAUCUGGGUGAAAGGAAAACUCUACGAGAUUGGGUCGAGCGGGAUCAGCAGCUUGAAAGGCCACGAUGUCCAUCGCACGGUGUGCGUGAAUUUUCUAGCAGCUCGCUACGGCUACAUGCCGCUCGUGGCAAGCAAUGUCAAAGCCGUGGACGCAAACUUGCAGUGGUUUUGGUGAGAAAACUUUGAGAAACUUUCCUGAUUCAUGCUCGGAGAGAAAAGAGCGAGAAAGAGAAGAAAAGCUCCUAGAAGUCCGAGAGUUCAAUGGUUAUAACUCUCUGCAAAUAGAGGGAAAAGAGACUGAGAAACCAAAAAAGAAGGCUUUUGCAAAGAGUUC